AUGUCGAACAAUUGUUGCUCAGGAAACAUUGCUCUCCGUGAGUCGGUUAACCAAUUGAGAGGUAUGUUUACCCAAAGAUUUCUGGUUGAAUAUCCUAUUUUUUGGUGUAUUUAAUACCCUUUAGUUUGUUGGCUGUAAACUAUAAACAUUUUUGAAGUUCCAUACAAAAUUGAUAAUUUCACUUACAGCGAAGGUGAACAAGAACUUGGAGAAGGAGGAUAGCUUUUUCGGCGAUCCAUGUUACGGCGACUUUGCGAUCAAAGUUCGAGACAGGAUGUUUCAUGUAAGCAGUGUUUUCCCAUUUCGAUUUUGCAAUUUAGGUAUCAAAACAUCAAUUGGCCCUCGAGUCCAAGGUCUUUGCGGCAAUGUUCAAGUCGGACAUAAAAGUGGUGUGUGAGGGUGUCUUGGAACUUUGCGACGAUCCAGAGGCCGUGGAAGCCAUGCUCAAAUACAUCUACAUGUACAAAAAGGUGGAAGGCAGCGAAUUGGCGAGGGAGGUUGUUCAACUUGCGCAUCGUUAUGAAAUCAGUAAGCUCAAGGUAAAUAGCUAUUCUCGAAAAGCUCUUUGAGAUUUCAUGGACUCACAUCCCGAUGUUAUGCGUCUCAAAAAUAGUUCCUUUUCAACUUGUCAAGACACUACUGUUUAGGAUCAAUGUGAACUGGAACUCAUCGACAAACUCACGGUGAGUGAUGCAAUCGAUGGGAUACUCACAGCCGUUGAGCUGGAACUCUCACUUUUAUUUUCCAAAUGCAACGAGUAUCUGUAUCAUUACUUCAAGGACUUUGAUACACUUGAUUCUGGCGGUAAGUUACUGCAAAAAUGUAUCAAGGAAACAAGGAAAGCACGACAAUCCAGCGCAUUUCCUGAACCGUUUCGAAACUUCGUAUCGUUUUCAUUGAUUUAAAAGAGAGAUGAAAUGUCGCGAAGUUAUCGGCACUUUUUCUCGCCCGAAAUAAUUGCUUUUUCUUGAAAAGGAAGGAAAAAGAUAAGAAAAUGCGUUUUAUCGGAUAGUGACAUUUCGUUUUGAACGAAUCACCAAAAAGGGGCGGGAAUUUUUUUUCUUCUAUUUUGGAUUGACGUGGAAAGUAUAAUUUAUAUAAAUAUAUGUCUCGGCCGGUAACUCCAUACCCCAUAGAAGUACUUCUAAGGAAAGUACAAUUGUAAAAAACUUUAUUCUUCUCCAAAAUAUUUUCUGUGACGAAACGCCAAAUUGAUUAAAUCCUGGUCAGGAAAUAGCAUCAAAUACGUUGGAUUGGGUUCGAAAAUGUUGCAUUUCAUUUCAGAGACGAAAUCUGUUCUCGCCGCUAAACCACAACAAUAG
Bursaphelenchus xylophilus (pine wood nematode) is the source of this 1322-nucleotide messenger RNA. The record is from the annotation of a GenBank genome assembly. NCBI's taxonomy places the organism in Eukaryota, Metazoa, Nematoda, Chromadorea, Rhabditida, Aphelenchoididae.